Messenger RNA from Seriola dumerili (greater amberjack), 4257 nucleotides. It is a transcript of the gene col18a1a, whose product is annotated as collagen type XVIII alpha 1 chain. The record is from RefSeq and is a predicted model, not a curated record. The transcript is spliced from 41 exons. Bases 50 to 4246 code for a protein of 1398 amino acids. Lineage: Eukaryota; Metazoa; Chordata; Actinopteri; Carangiformes; Carangidae.
UGAUGCUUGGUUCUGGUCCUGGACUGGUACCACAACUUUGGCCCCAACAAUGGACCAUGAGGGGUCUGGCAGUCCAGCAGGUAGUGGAGAACAGCCAACAGAGGAUGGGGUUGCAGCGGAGAUCAUUGAUGAAGGACAUGGGAUCCAAAAGACUGUGCAGACUUGGGAUGAGACCACUCCUCUGUUGACCUCUCUAAUACCUACAACGCAACCCAAGAAUGACCGGCCACCAGAAAGGGGCACAACAGGGAUUUCGUCACGCAUACUUAAACCUGAAGACAGUGGAGUCACCCUGACGCAGCUGAUUGGGGAUCCUCCUCCUAGUGAGAUCACCCGGGUCUAUGGGCCCGACAACAGCCCCGCGUAUGUCUUUGGCCCCGAUGCCAACACGGGCCAGCUGGCACGCGCUCACCUGCCGAGCCCAUUCUACCGAGACUUUGCCCUCAUCUUCAACCUGCAACCUACCUCUGACAGGGGUGGAGUCAUCUUCUCUGUCACAGAUGCCUCACAGCAGAUCAUGUAUGUGGGUGUCAAACUGUCACCUGUCCAGGGUGACAACCAGAAUGUCAUCCUGUACUACACAGAACCCGACUCACAGCAGUCUUAUGAAGCAGCCAGGUUCCUUGUACCCUCCUUGAGGGAUACCUGGACCCGUUUCGCUAUCGCCGUGAGGGAUGACAAGGUGACGUUCUACCUCAACUGUGACACAGACCCUCAGGUGAUGCGCAUCGAGAGGUCCCCGGAUGAGAUGGAGCUGGAGGCCGGUGCCGGCGUCUUCAUUGGGCAGGCUGGAGGAGCUGAUCCUGAGAAGUUCCUGGGGCUCAUUGGUGAGCUGAGGGUGGUGGGAGACCCCCGUGCUGCUGAGAGACACUGUGAAGAGGACGAGGAUGACUCAGAUAUGGCUUCAGGUGAAGGAAGUGGCUAUGAAGAAAGAAGACCCUUAAAACCAGCCGUGGAGAGAGACAGAUGGACGACUACUCCUCCUUCCUCUCGGCCCAUUCAGCAGCCACCGGUCAUCAAGAAAGAGGAGGUGUCUGUUACAAGAGAGACAGGAGCAGUUGGGUCUAAAGGAGAGAAGGGUGACCAAGGGGAUAGAGGAGAGAAAGGAGAUAGGGGUCCAAUUGGGCCGAAGGGAGAAUCAAGCUCUGGCUCCAGUUCCCGGGGGGCCGCCCGUGGAGAGAAGGGAGAACCAGGGGAGAAGGGAACUAAGGGCAGUGCAGGCUUUGGAUAUCAAGGAAAGAAGGGUGAUCCCGGCCUCCCUGGGCCCCCUGGCCCCCCUGGCCCUCCAGGGCCUGCAACCGAAUUUUCAGUUGGCAAUGACGGCUCAGUUGUUUCAAGGGCCCCUGCACCCCGGGGACCAGCUGGACCACAAGGUGUCCCAGGCCCCCAGGGACCACCGGGAGCUGAUGGAGAGCCAGGUGAUCCUGGUGAGGAUGGAAAAACUGGUCCUGAUGGACCUCCAGGCUUCCCAGGGACCCCAGGUGACCCAGGAACCAAAGGAGAGAAGGGAGACCGUGGAGAGGGUCAACCUGGCCCCAGGGGACCCCCAGGACUCCCUGGACCUCCCGGACCAGGAUAUAGAUCUACCUUUGUGGACAUGGAAGGAUCAGGGUUCCCUGACUUGGAGUCUAUUCGGGGACUGCCUGGGCCACCAGGCCCCCCUGGUCCACCUGGGCUUCCUGGUCCCUCUACAACUGGCCCAGCAGUGAGUUCUGGGGCAUUAGGACCUCCAGGAAAGGACGGGGCACCCGGUCAACCUGGUUUGCCUGGUUUACCGGGUACUGAUGGCCUCCCAGGAACUCCUGGUCCCAAGGGAGAAAAGGGUGAUUCAGGCGAGCUGGGUCUUCCAGGAGCAGUUGGAGAGAAGGGAGCUUCAGGAAACCCUGGUUUACCGGGACCUGCAGGGGAGCCUGGACUGGCUGGUCUGCCUGGACCCAUUGGACCAGUUGGGCAACCUGGACCUCCCGGGCCUCCUGGACCAAGUUAUCGUGUUGGAUUUGAUGACAUGGAGGGCUCUGGUGGAGGUUUCACCAAUGGAUUUCCUGGCGUCAGAGGACCAGAAGGAAGUCAGGGUCCUCCUGGCUUACCUGGACUUCCAGGUGAACCUGGGUUGCCUGGCAUACCGGGUCAGAAGGGCACUGAAGGUCUUGUAGGAAGGGACGGGCGACCAGGGUUGGAUGGCUUCCCUGGACCUCAGGGACCAAAGGGUGACAGAGGUGACAAAGGAGAGAGGGGUGACUCAGGUCGAGAUGGAAAUGGACUCCCAGGUCCACCUGGACCACCUGGUCCACCUGGACAAAUCAUCUACUCCACAUCUGGCAACUUUGAUGGAGCCGUCGGCAGUGUUGGGCCUCAGGGAGGACCUGGUUUGCCUGGUCAGGCUGGAUUCCCUGGUCCUAUUGGACCAAAGGGUGACAGAGGGGACCCUGGCCCUCCUGGCUACGGACCGAGGGGUGAGAAAGGAGAGCCAGGCUUAGUAAUCGGACCUGAUGGAAAUCUUCUGUCUCUGGAAGGGUUAACAGGUCUGAAGGGAGACAGAGGACCCUCUGGGCCUGUCGGACCCCCUGGCCAGUACGGGCCUCCUGGAUUAAAGGGUGAAAUUGGAAUGCCUGGACGACCUGGUCGCCCUGGUGUAAAUGGAUACAAGGGUGAGAAAGGAGAGUCAGGAGGUGGCGCUGGCUAUGGCUACCCAGGAGUGCCUGGCCCACCAGGACCACCCGGACCACCCGGAUCCCCCGGGCCAGCCAUUCCUUUAGAUCGCUUCAAUCGCUAUGAUGAAACUUCAAGGAAUUACCCAGUAGUUAAAGGGGAGAAAGGAGAGCGUGGUGACCGAGGGCUUCCAGGAAUCCCAGGAACAGCUAAUUUUGAUAUUUACACAUUCAAGAAUGAACUGAAGGGAGAGAGUGGAGAUCCAGGCGUGAAGGGAGAAAAGGGAGAGCCUGGUGGUGGAUAUUAUGAUCCACGUUUUGGAGGAGUUCAAGGCCCCCCAGGGCCUCAUGGCAAACCAGGCCUGCCAGGUCCAAAAGGAGAUUCCAUAAUGGGCCCUGCUGGACCCCAGGGACCACCAGGGCCACCAGGCAUUGGUUACGAUGGACGCCCCGGUCCUCCAGGACCACCUGGACCUCCAGGAGCUCCAGGCUCUCUUCCUGGAGCAUACAGGCCCAAUCACCCCGUCAGUGUCCCUGGACCUCCUGGUCCUCCUGGCCCACCUGGAACUCCUGGUCUCACCUCUGGUGUUACAGUUCUGAGGUCGUAUGAGACAAUGAUUGCUUCUGCCAGACGCCAGGCAGAGGGCAGCCUCAUCUACAUCAUCGACAAAGCAGACCUCUACUUAAGAGUACGAGAUGGACUGCGGCAAGUCAUGCUCGGAGAGUACAGGCCCUUCUUCAGAGAUCUGGAGAACGAGGUGGCGGAGGUCCAGCCUCCCCCUGUGAUCCUGUACCCCCAGUCCCAGGACCAGUCCCGCAACAACGGAGCUGGCCAUUACUCCCAGGGUGGUUCUGCCAUACGCCCCAUUGAGCCCCCCCCACACCCACCUGUAGACCCCAGAUACCCCCCACAGUAUGAUCCCAGGUUCCCAGACCCCAGACACACAGGUCAGACGGACGGAAGAUUAGCCACCCAGCAGACUGAGAACAGAUACCCUGUCACUCCACAGAGACGACCCAGCCCACCUGUCCCACAGCCCGGUGUCCACGUGGGCACAUCAGCAUCAGGACUGCACCUCAUCGCCUUGAACGCCCCUCAGACUGGUAACAUGCGAGGGAUCCGCGGGGCAGACUUCCUGUGCUUCCAGCAGGCUCGAGCUGUGGGCCUGAAGGGAACCUUUAGAGCUUUCCUGUCCUCUAAGCUUCAAGACCUCUACACCAUCGUCCGCAGGUCGGACAGGGACAGCUUCCCCAUCUUGAACCUCAAGGACCAAGUGUUGUUCAGCAGCUGGGAGUCUAUCUUUGGUGACAAUGCAAGCAAAAUGAGGGAGAAUGUACCAAUCUACUCCUUUGAUGGCAGAGAUAUCCUCAGGGACAGCGCAUGGCCAGAGAAAAUGGUCUGGCAUGGAUCAAACAACAAAGGCCACCGGCAAACAGACCACUACUGUGAAACAUGGCGAGCAGGCGACCGCGCUGUGACUGGUCUGGCAUCAUCGCUACAGAGUGGCCACGUCCUGCAGCAAACCUCCAGUAGCUGCUCCGGCUCCUACAUCGUCCUCUGCAUCGAGAACGCCCUCAUAACGCACUCCAAAAAAUAAGUCCACCGUCC